AAUCCCAACUUGAAGAUUUUUUUUGGCGGAAUCAGAGCAAGGCACACACAGAUUUCUGAGAAAGGAAAGCAAAGACCAAAGAAGCCAUUGAGUUUGAAGAUUGAGCCAAGAAAGGUUUUGGGUUACGUCUGGUUUGGCGCUUUCUUCGCCCCAAUGCCCUCAACCUUAACCAAAUAACUGGACCAAAUCUCUCUCUCUCUUCGAAAAAUAACUUACCUUCUCUCCAUUUUACUACUUUCUCUCUCUCUUCCCUUUAUUUAUCUUCUCUUUUAUUCAAACUUUGAGUGGCUUUCUGGUAGCCCAAAACAAAACAAAAACAGAUACACAAAAUUUUUCCUCCAUUUCCCGGCUACCCACAUCGGAAGUUCACAUCUUUGCUCCGACCCAGAUCGAAUCCGGACCCGAAUACCAAGCCACCAACCCCGCAUUGACAAUUGCGAUGAACCCACAAUAGAAAUGCAUGUGGGUCAUUAAGCGUGUCAGUUGUCAAUGAUAAAAGUUGGAGGAAGGGGUUGAAAUGUAAAGCCGGAUUCGGGUGCGGAUACGGGUUUGUUUUCAGAUUCAUGGGGAUUUGUUUCAGUUCUGAAAAGAAGCAGCAUUCCAAUUGUAAUCAGACAAGCCCACCAGGACAUGGCUCUGCUGCUUGUCCAACUCCCGAUAAAAGUGCAAUCAACACUCCUUUGGCUUCCAAGAAUGUCAAAGACCUACGGCAAAGUCCCGGAUAUAUCAAUGUCAGCAUCUUUACUUACGAUGAGAUGAGUUUGGCCACAAAACGUUUCCGGCCAGAGCUAAUUCUUGGUGAGGGUGGGUUUGGAGUUGUAUAUAAAGGAGUUGUUGAUGACACCGUGAGGACAGGUUACAAGACCACACAAGUUGCCAUCAAGGAGCUUAAUCGAGAAGGGUACCAAGGUGAUAGGGAAUGGCUGGCAGAAGUUAACUAUCUAGGUCAGCUUAGUCACCCUAAUCUUGUGAAGCUGAUUGGCUACUGCUGUGAGGAUGAGCAUCGGCUACUGGUCUACGAAUACAUGGCAAGUGGCAGCCUGGAAAAACAUCUAUUUCGUAGAGUGGGCUGUACGCUUACAUGGUCAAGAAGAAUGAAGAUUGCUUUAGAUGCUGCAAAAGGGCUUGCUUUUCUUCAUGGUGCAGAGCGACCAAUCAUUUACCGUGACUUUAAGACAUCAAAUAUAUUGUUGGAUGGGGAUUUUAAUGCAAAGCUUUCGGACUUCGGCCUUGCAAAGGAAGGGCCUAUGGGAGAUCAAACCCAUGUUUCAACAAGAGUGAUGGGCACAUAUGGAUAUGCUGCUCCUGAGUAUGUAAUGACUGGGCAUCUAACUGCUCGAAGUGAUGUUUAUGGAUUUGGAGUGGUGCUACUUGAGCUGCUCAUUGGACGAAGAGCAAUGGAUAAGAGCAGGCCCAGCCGAGAACACAACCUGGUUGAGUGGGCUCGUCCACUCUUGAACCACAAUAAGAAGCUUCUGAGGAUUGUAGACCCUAGGUUGGAAGGGCAGUACUCAUUUAAAACUGCAAUGAAGGUGGCCCAGUUGGCAUAUCAAUGCCUUAGCCAAAACCCCAAAGGGAGGCCCCUUAUGAGCCAGGUGGUUGACAUCCUUGAGACUCUUCAGUCAUCAGGAAACCACGAACUUCAAAGCGGAGAUGGUGCUGUAACUCUUUACGAGGCUCCCAAGGGAACAAUUGUUAGUCCUGCUAAGAAGAGAAGCCAGAACAGAAGAGACGGUGAAAGGGGAGGAGAGGCGCAUAGGAGCAAUCCGGGAAAUGGAAGGAGCAAGAGUGAGCCUAUGAAUGAUUUCGAUCGUAAUAACUUGUCUCCAAAUUUUGUGUCGCAUGAAAAGUAGCUUUUAAACUUGUACCAGAUAAUGGAUGGAGGUUGAAAUUGUACAAGAUAAUAUCAACUGGGCUAUCCAUUUGGUGUUUUUGAGUUAAAUUCAUGCCCCCUCGGGGCCAAAUUUGUGAUUUAUAAUUUGUAAUACAUUUUCUAACACUAUUGUAUGCGCUACCUUGUACGUUGUGAUUUUAGUAUAGCAUCUGAAGAAAGGCCUUCAGCAUUCUCUU
Prunus avium (sweet cherry) is the source of this 2070-nucleotide messenger RNA. Its product is annotated as Protein kinase superfamily protein. The record is from RefSeq and is a predicted model, not a curated record. NCBI's taxonomy places the organism in Eukaryota, Viridiplantae, Streptophyta, Magnoliopsida, Rosales, Rosaceae. Gene Ontology annotation, biological process: protein phosphorylation. Gene Ontology annotation, molecular function: ATP binding; protein kinase activity.